AUUCUGAAGAAUACUUGUUUGGCAUCAACAUCAAAAUGACUAAAUUAACCCUUUUAGCAGGGCUUGGACUCUUGCUAACACUUCAGAUUGUGGCCUCUACAAAGCUGGUGUGCUACAUGACCAACUGGGCCCAAUACAGACCUGGCAAUGGAAAGUUCACCCCGGAGAAUGUUGAUCCCUUCCUCUGCACUCAUGUCAUCUAUUCUCUGGCCACCAUCAGCCCCAAAAAUGAGAUCACGACCAUAGAAUAUAAUGAUGAAAUCAUGUACAAGUCACUAAACGACUUGAAAAAUGUAAAUCCUCAAUUGAAGACGAUGCUGUCUGUUGGAGGUACAGUCGACGGCAUUAGCCCAUUUAUUCAAAUGGUGUCGACUCCAGAAACCCGCAAGACUUUUAUCCGUUCUGCAAUGUUAUUUCUGCGUGCCCACAACUUUGAUGGUUUGGACAUUGACUGGGAAUACCCUGCCCACAACGGCAGCCCACCUGAGGACAAGGAGAGGUUUACUACAUUCAUCAAGGAAUUGAGGCUAGCAAUUGAGCAGGAGGCCGGAGACGUGAAGAAAACACCAUUUGUGCUGUCAUGCAGAGUUGCCGCCUUUACGUCCACUAUUGAAAAAGCUUAUGAGGUCGCUGCAGUUUCAGGUCUGCUGGACUUCUUGAGCAUCAUGACCCAUGAAUACCACGGCCAUUGGGAUCCAGUGACAGGACACAACAGCCCCCUCUACCGGAGCUCCUUUGACAGUGAUGUUGACAUGAACAUUGACGCCUCUGUGAAAUACUGGCUGAACGGUGGCGCUCCAGCUGAUAGAGUGCUCGUUGGCUUCCCCACAUACGGACGGACAUUCACGCUCAAAACUGCAGAAACAGGUCUCGGUGCCCCAGCCAAUGGCCCUGCUGGUGCUGGACCCUACACACGUGAUGCAGGAUACUGGUCCUAUUAUGAGAUCUGCCCCAUGGAAUCAAGUGCCACAUUGGGAUGGAUUGAGGAGCAGAAGGUGCCCUAUGCAGUUCAAGGAGAUGCUUGGGUGGGCUAUGACAACCGUGAAAGCUUUGCUGCUAAGGUGCAGUGGCUUAACUCCAUGAACUUGGGUGGAGCCUCAGUGUACACCUUAGAUUUGGACGAUUUUGCUGGCCGUUUCUGUGAUCAAGGAGCUUACCCUCUUGUCAACCAUCUGCGCAACUCAUUAGGUUUCCCUCCCAAACCCACCACUACACCAGGACCUACCACAACCGCCGACCCCCUCAGCUCCUUCUGUGCUGCUAAACCAGAUGGUUUGUACCCCAACCCUGCUGAUGAGACCACUUACUUCCAUUGCUUCCGUGGAAACACGUACCUGCAGAAAUGCCAGCCUGGUCUGGUCUUUGUCGAUUCUUGUAAAUGUUGUGACUGGCCUUAAGCGGAACAUCAAAUAUUGCAAAUAUUCCACUCCUUACAUUUAAAUCCAUUACUCCUGUUCAAUAGAGCUGUCAAGAAUUUCCUUGUUGUAAAUUGAUGUCCUCUUAUUCCUUUCAUUUUCAAUAGAAAUAUUUACGUCUUCUACACAAAGCUGCUCUUCUAAAGAAUAAAACAAUGCUAAAGACAAACCUUUUUUUAUGAAUAAUCUCAUGAAAC
Molecule: messenger RNA, 1612 nt
Organism: Xyrauchen texanus (razorback sucker)
Lineage: Eukaryota; Metazoa; Chordata; Actinopteri; Cypriniformes; Catostomidae
Product: acidic mammalian chitinase-like
Exons: 11
Coding region: 36-1397 (453 amino acids)
Biological process (GO): carbohydrate metabolic process; chitin catabolic process
Cellular component (GO): extracellular region
Molecular function (GO): chitin binding; chitinase activity
Source: RefSeq, a predicted model, not a curated record